GGAGAGUACGAGGUUCCGGUUUGUAAUUCGCCACGAACGUGGAAUAUUAGCGGCCAGUUAGGGAGUGCUAUAGGAUAAUAUUAACAAAAACGAUUGAUGUAAUAGUAUAUGUUACAUAUAUAAUAUACUUGUAACGUUAAUGUAAAACUCAUUUAGCCAUGGGGUUUAAACAGUUUAGGUACAUCCGACGCGUGGGCGGAUCGUCGCGGUAUUGUUGUGUCCCGUUGUGUAGAGCUUCCCAAAGGUUCAACUCCGUGCUGAGUUUUCACGCUUUCCCCACGAACAAGGAAAAUCGCAUGAAGUGGCUUCGCAACAUCAGACGUGCGAUUGCAAACAUCACCCCGGAGUUUAGAGUCUGUGGUCGUCAUUUUGAGAGCGAUGAUUUUACCAAGUCAUUUACCAAAGCGGGACGUCGGAUAAUAAGGAAGGGGGCUGUGCCCACUCUGUUCCAGUGGAACAACUACACAGGAGGUGACGUCCCCUCUUCAGUGGAUAAUGAUUCUGGGCAUAUGACCCUGCAGCAGCUGGAGCAUAACUACUGUUUAGUUUUCAAACCCGUGCCAACUGAUCUUGCUCUAAAACAGAAAGAAGCUCCCUGUAAAGUGGAAGAGUUGUCUGUCGAUGAGCAUUUAUGUUUGGGCAGGUUUGCUGCAUCUGAUGAUGACAUUCGACACUACACUAGAUUCUUGUCUUACAAACAUUUGAUGGCCUUUUGGAGACUUAUCGAACCUGAAACCAACAAGAUUCGUGUGACCAGAGUAUUGCCCAGUGUAGUCAGAGGACCAAGCAAUGAAACGAGUCGGUCAUUGCAGCGCAUCGAUGAGUUCUUCCUCUUCAUGGUCUACCUUUCAGUCGGACUUUCGCUGAGCGAUCUGGCCCACAGAUUUAACAUCCAUCAGUACAUGGUGAUCAAAAUUAUAAGAGCCUGGGCCAGUUUUCUGCACAGCAUUCUUGGUUCAGUGCACAUCUGGAUGUCUGAAGAGGCGGUUAAAGCUCACCUACCCAAAGAGUUUCAAGACUACCCAGACACGCAAGUGGUCAUUGACUGCGCAGAGCUGCGUUGUGAAGUGCCAUCCGGUCUCCCAAUUAAAAGUGAAGAGUGCUCCUCAUACAAGGCCUAUUGCACCUUCAAGGGCUUAAUCGGUAUGGCACCACAUGGUGCAGUCACUUAUGUGUCGUCCCUAUAUGCAGGAUCUAUCAGCGAUAAGGAGCUUUUGAAGCGGUCUGGACUUUUCUCUCUGCUGAAACCUGGAAUGGCCAUUAUGGUGGAUAAAGGCUUUCCUGUGGAUGAGAGUGUGCCUUGCAAAGUCUACAGUCCAUUCUGCUUUUUAAAGAGGGAAAAUAUGUCAGCUGAUGAGGUGAGGGAGUCAGAAUCCGUCUCUUCUCUUAGGGUCCAUGUGGAGAGUCGCAUCCAUAGGGUGAAACAGCACAAGCUGUUUGACACUGUUAUCUCUUCUUCUAUCACGGCGAAUAUCAACCAGCUGUACACGGUUGCAUGCCUUCUUGUAAAUUACCAGAAUGGCCCUUUGGUUAAAGUAGAGGCUAAGGAUUAGGAUGGAUUCAUUGUUAAAAAGUGUAAAUAUAAAUACCUUUGAUACUUCUUGAUGUAAACAAACCUCUUUGAACUGUGAUAAUGUUACUCGUGGCUUACAGAAUGCCUAAAGGGUUGCAUAUUGCACACGCAUUAUUUGCAGAAAUGUACACACCUCACACGAAGUUGCUGAAUAAGUUGCACUACUCAUUGCAUUGCUUAUGGUUUAUAUACUGUAUACAGUAUAACUGUUCCUUUGUACAUACUGUUGAAUAUGUGUAUUUACUGUAGAUAUGUAAAUGGUCUAUAAACUGUGUUAGCCUACAAUGUGGUGCUACUGUAGCACUAAACAUUUGUCACUGAAUCUUAUUCGUUGUAUAUUUUGAAACCAGAUUACCUGAGAUAAGAAACAAUGUAUUGUUAAUUUAAGGUUUUCUGUAAAAGAUUUAUCCCUUUAAUUAAAUGUAUACAUUAUGAACGGUGUCAUAUAUAAUUCUGUGUUUAUUCAGGCUAUAUAGGGCUAUACAUAUAGGAAUGUAAUGCAUUAUGAUUUUAACAACAAAACAUAAAAGUAAUGAAACAGUAUGAUACAUGAGCAGUCAUCAACUAUACCCUAACCCUUCAGUAAAGUUUCUUCACUUUUAAAUGUCCACUAUCCUUACAAGACCUAGCUUAAGCAAAUCAAUGAGGCAUGUCUAUAUUAUAAAAAAUUAGAAUUUAAUAGAUAAUCAUUCAAUAACUCAGACCUAACCAUUGACAAAUAGCAUUGACAAAUUAUUAACAUUAAAAGUAUUCCUCACUAUUAUUAUAAUUAGCUUGGUUUUGUUUUAUGUUUGUGUUCUAAAUUACCUGUAUAGCAUUGAACAUGCUAUAUUUCAAACAAAUUUGAUAUAAAUGUAAUAUUUCUCUCAUCUUUUUGUAGAGCAUCAAGUCCUAAAUUCAGAACAUGAAAAACAAGAAAUUACAAAUUAGGUUUAAAUCUUUCCUGUAAUGUUUAGAUUAGAAACUUAAGUAGCAAGGCACAUAAUGGGAAUGCCAAGUCCCUUACUAGGGCAUUAACAAAAAUAAAAAUCAAACAUUUUUACAAAAGGCCACAGAUACAUAAAAUAUUAAAACUAAGCUUGCAAUGCAAACAAAGCAUUGCAAAACUAAAACAAUAAAAAAACUAAAAGUACAAAUUUGUGUGAGACCAACAUUUACAUCUAUAUAAUGUACACUCAACUAAUGCACUUUGUAUCUGACAAAUCUACAAAUAUGAAUCUAUAAAAAACAAAGGACAUACAAACGUGAUAUUAACUAUGCACAGUAUAUGAUAUAAUUGUUCAAUAAUUCUAUCCUAGUGUAUUUAUAUUGAAAUAUAUUUAUGAAAAAUAUACUUGUGAACAAGAAUAUACUUGUGAAAGAGACACAAUGAAAUCUACACAUAAUCUGUUCAACAAGAAAGUUUUACAUGAUAGAAAAAAACACAAAAGCAUUAAAUCAUUAUACCAACACAACACAAUCCCUGAGAUGCAUUUAAGUAUUAAUUAAUUAAAAGCAAGGUGCCAUUUGAGAGAGAAUACCUUUCAGCACAGUUUAAGCUAAAAAAAAAAAACC
Triplophysa rosa is the source of this 3127-nucleotide messenger RNA. RefSeq lists its product as uncharacterized. The transcript has 3 exons. Bases 159 to 1553 code for a protein of 464 amino acids. The record is from RefSeq and is a predicted model, not a curated record. NCBI's taxonomy places the organism in Eukaryota, Metazoa, Chordata, Actinopteri, Cypriniformes, Nemacheilidae.